AGCAAAGAGAUAUAGACAAAGCCCUUUUUUUCACCCUCUCUCCCCACCCCUCCCCUAGCUAUAUAUGAUCCCCUCAUGCCCCAAGCCUUUCUACAACACAAGCACAAUGCACCUUCACCUUUCCACCCCAUAAAGCCUCCGUUGGCACCCCUAUCCCACUAAGGAGCAAAAAGAGAAGAGGGAAAGGAAGCAAGCCAAAGGCCGAGGCCGAGGCCAAGGCAACGUAGCCGGUUGUGUGCAAGGCUACUCACGUACGUAGCUAGUAAGGGCUAGCCCUUAAAACAACAACAAGAAGAAGAAAGCCCCCAACACUUAUGGCACUAGUCAAGAGCCACCACCAAAUGUUGGCCUCCUCCUCCACCUCCUCGUCCUCCCCCUCCUCCCAGCAGUUGCAGCAGCUGCAGCAGACGCAGCCGCCGCCGCCGCCGCCCCUGGCGCCGCCUCCGCCGGCCACCGACCAGCCUUCCCCCGCCAAGCGCAAGAGGCGCCCUCCCGGCACGCCAGACCCUGAUGCGGAGGUGGUGGCGCUGACGCCGAGGACGCUGCUGGAGUCGGACCGGUACGUGUGCGAGAUCUGCGGGCAGGGGUUCCAGCGGGAGCAGAACCUCCAGAUGCACCGGCGGCGGCACAAGGUCCCCUGGCGGCUGGUGAAGCGGGCUCCGGCGCCGUCGGCAGGGGAGGACGGCGGCACGGGCACGGCGGGAGCGGCCGGCGCGACGACGGUGCCGAGGAAGCGCGUGUUCGUGUGCCCCGAGCCGAGCUGCCUCCACCACGACCCGGCCCACGCGCUGGGCGACCUGGUGGGGAUCAAGAAGCACUUCCGGCGCAAGCACGGCGGGCGGCGGCAGUGGGUGUGCGCCCGCUGCGCCAAGGGCUACGCCGUCCAGUCCGACUACAAGGCGCACCUCAAGACCUGCGGCACCCGCGGCCACUCCUGCGACUGCGGCCGCGUCUUCUCCCGGGUGGAGAGCUUCAUCGAGCACCAGGACGCGUGCAACUCCGGCCGGAUGCGCGGCGACGCGGGGGCCGUGCCGUCGGUGCUCCCUGUGCUCCGGCCCGCCGUUCCCAGGCAUCCGCCUACGGGGGUGCCAUCGACGCCGCCGCCGGAGCUCCAGCUCCUCCCGGUAGCUACCAAGGCGCCGCUGAACGCCGCGCCCACCGUAUUCUCCGCCUCCCACGAGCCCCACGCGACGACCAAGCUGGAGCUCUCCAUCGGCCCACUCGCGUCCUCGGACGGCGUCUCCGGCGCCGCCGCGGCCGACGAAGGGCGGGAAGAGCUGAUGCGUGCCAUGCAGGAGAAGGCCGCCGCGGACGGCGAGCGGGCGCGGGCGCGGGAAGAGGCGGCGGCGGCGGAGCGCGCGCUGGAGGAGGCGCGGCGCGCGCGGCAGCGGGCCCGGGGCGAGCUGGAGAAAGCGUGCGCGCUGCGUGACCACGCCGCGCGGCUGCUCGCGCAGGUCACAUGCCACGCGUGCCGGCAGCGCUCGUUCGGCAUGGUGCACAUGGGCGUCGCGGCCGGCGGCGGUGACGGCGGCCACGGCGGCUCCGCGGUGGCCUGCGAGGCCCUGAGGAGAGGAGGAGGGUUGGGACUGUAGGGGCGGCGCGCGGCGUCCAUGCAUGCAUGUACAAACCUUCACGUUCGCGCGUCGACCGAACGUAUACGUGCUCGCGUGACUACGUAACUAAGGCCCGUGAUGUCGUGGCUACGGGGUGCGCUUAAUUAUAUGCAUGCGCUUUUGCAGUUCAGUAAAGUUUACGAAUUAAUCAACGGACUUCUAAGAAA
Molecule: messenger RNA, 1780 nt
Organism: Hordeum vulgare subsp. vulgare (domesticated barley)
Lineage: Eukaryota; Viridiplantae; Streptophyta; Magnoliopsida; Poales; Poaceae
Product: protein indeterminate-domain 16-like
Exons: 3
Coding region: 315-1592 (425 amino acids)
Cellular component (GO): nucleus
Molecular function (GO): DNA-binding transcription factor activity
Source: RefSeq, a predicted model, not a curated record